Messenger RNA from Paramuricea clavata, 154 nucleotides. The record is from the annotation of a GenBank genome assembly. NCBI's taxonomy places the organism in Eukaryota, Metazoa, Cnidaria, Anthozoa, Malacalcyonacea, Plexauridae.
AUGGGGAUUGACUUUAGGCAAAACCGUCUUAUUAGUUUAAAUAUAACAGAGCUUUUGUUAUAUUUCCCGAACUUGGAACAUAUUGACGUGUGGGACAACCCCACACUCGACUGUCGAACCGUUUGGGAUUUGGGGAUAGACGUCAGGAGUGAUU